AUGUCGGUGGUUCUAGAUGCCCUUGGAACGUCACCCGUGACAUUGGAACCUGUCAGCCACCAUAGUCCCCAUCUAGUCCCGCUUCGCAACAUGCAGUCCCCAGAGCUGCCCGAAAGUGGCUCGGUCAGGGACAUGAUCGGGAGAUUUAGUGAUUAUCCGUCACCUCACAGUCUAAAGAAUGCAUCCGGGAAUGUCCCUGAGAGCGUAGGGGCGAUCAGAUCACGCACUCCACAGCAGAUCGCUGCCCAGCUUGCCGCGGGGAGAUCGACGCCUGGCGAGAAAUCAGCCACGAACAUGGGUGUCAGCAGGAUGCAAGGAUCGAUGACGGCGCUCUCGAAGCGCAGUGAUGGCAAUGAGAGACCACCCUUGCUAGCGCCGAAGCCGGUAUGGGCUACAGCUGCAAGCACUGCCUCGUUUGACAACAUCCCACAAAGCGAAUCCGAAUUACCGCUGAGAGAUAAGUCGACUCAACGGAAGCCAGUAGUGCAGAUAUCUUCUAUAGACGCGGCAAGACUGGCUGCGAAGACGAAGCCUCGCCCUCCACCAGUGCCUCGGAAACCACCUGCGUUUGCCAGCGGUCCAACCUCUUCCCCUGACAACAUACAUCCUAAGGGGCCAGAGAACCACGAGCAAAUUCUAAGCUCUCACUCCUCACUUCAUCUUAAAGAUACUCCCCUCUCUGAGACACCGCCACUGCUUCCACCGAGGACGGGUGGCUCAUCCGUGCCUCGGAAGAACCCAACAAAUCAUCGAACUCUCCUAGAAACCAACUAUGUGUCCCGGACGCGACCAUCAACGCCCGGCACGGCAUCCCUGUAUACUGCUUCGGUGAGCAAUAGUACUACGAGCUUGCUUGACAGCUCCUCGGGGCUGGAUGAAGGGGCGCUCUCGGAUGCGAUUGUCGCCUCAUCAUUGGCAUCUGUCCGGGCCUCACAGGAGAGGAAAGUCCCACCGCCCCCACCACCGCAGCGCCGAGCAAGGUCUCGUUCUUUGAAACAUUUUUCGCAUACGACCAAGCAAGAGCAUUCGAAUUCCCCUAGUCCAUCCACCCACCUACGACAGACACUCCGGGACCCAACCAAGAUCGUCGAUGGUGAGGGGUACCAGAGACAUAAGCAUUUAAUUCGGAAGCACCCGCAUAAGCAUCAUGAAGGCGAGCGAAAAAGAUGGCGGAGUGAGGUUACAGAGAAAGAGCGAAAGCGAUACGAGGGCGUCUGGGCUGCGAACAAGGGAUUGUUGCUUCCCCCCGAGCACCAGAGGUCCCCCGAAGCGUAUCCCCCGGGAGCCUCGGAGAUGGUGGUCAACCUGGUGGCCGCGGACAUUUGGUCGCGUAGUCGCCUACCGCGGCAUGUCCUAGCGCAGGUUUGGGAAUUAGUGGAUGGGCAGCGGAUUGGUCUUCUCACCCGGGAGGAAUUCGUGGUCGGGAUGUGGUUGAUUGACCAGCAGCUGAAAGGCCACAAACUCCCGCAGAGGAUUCCCAAUAGUGUCUGGGCGAGCGUCAAGCGGAUAUCGGGGGUGCAUAUCCAUGGGCUCCCUCCUGCUGCAUACUAG
Molecule: messenger RNA, 1551 nt
Organism: Aspergillus ibericus CBS 121593
Lineage: Eukaryota; Fungi; Ascomycota; Eurotiomycetes; Eurotiales; Aspergillaceae
Gene: irs4
Product: protein irs4
Exons: 2
Coding region: 1-1551 (516 amino acids)
Molecular function (GO): protein binding
Source: RefSeq, a predicted model, not a curated record